Molecule: messenger RNA, 1365 nt
Organism: Thlaspi arvense
Lineage: Eukaryota; Viridiplantae; Streptophyta; Magnoliopsida; Brassicales; Brassicaceae
Source: the annotation of a GenBank genome assembly
AUGACGGCGAAAAGUGGCAGUCGAUGUAGUUUCUGGCUUCCGAAAAAGAAAAGAUCAUGCGCCAAUAAUCGAAUCGAGAGUUCGUUGUUUUGCGGAAACCAUAGCCAGAGAUUGGAUGGUGAGUGGGUUCCAUGUCCUAUUGAUCCUUCUCACUCUGUGUUGCAGGAGAAUCUCGAAGGGCAUGUCAAGAGAUGCCCUUUGUUAAAACAAACCGUAGCAUUGUCUGGUCAACGAUUUUACCAGAAGGGUAUUAAUGCAGGAAACGAAGAAGAAGAGAUGGGCCCUUGUUGUCCAGAUUCUGUUGUUACUUCAGAGAUGAAGAGGACUCUGGUCUAUAGUAUGAGCGUUUCUAAGUUUCAUCAGCUAAUUAACAGAAUUGAGGCGGUUCAUGACUGUAUUUGUAAAGACAUCGAAGAUUCGUAUCUGUCACCUGAAGCUUGUAACAUAUGGUUUAAUAAGGAGAUAGAUAGGAAGAUACCGUUUCAAGAGAAACAUGUGUUGCAGCAAGGUUCGAUUCUUGGUAACUUGGAAAAGAUUGGUGCGUUGAAGAGGUGCGACAGGAAUGUGGAACGUUGUGAAACCGAUCUGGAUAAUAGAGAUGAUCAUGCGUCUGCGGUUGUUGAAUUUGGAGCUGGGAGAGGAUACUUAACACAGAUGCUAGCAGAUUGCUAUGGGGUCAAAAAAGUGUAUUUAGUUGAGAGGAAAUCUUAUAAGCUUAAGGCUGAUAGAUCACUGAGGCAAAAGGAGAACUUGGUAUUAGAGCGUAUGAGAAUCGAUAUUGAAGAUUUUAACCUUAACGCGGUUGAAUCUUUACAUGGUGUUCCUUAUGUUGCUGUUGGGAAACAUCUCUGUGGUCCUGCAACAGAUUUGAGCCUAAGAUGUUGUUUAUCCAGACAAGAUGGUGAAAGCCCGGUUCUGAGAGGUCUAGCUAUUGCGACUUGUUGCCAUCAUCUUUGCCAAUGGAAAAGCUACACAAAUAAAGAAUAUAUCAUUAGCCUGGGGAUUUCCAAAGACGAGUUCCAUGCCAUGACUUGGUUCACUAGCUGGGCUGUAGAUGAUGAUCAUGGUUCCAAAAUUCCUGAUGUUGACGACAUUGACCUUCUUGCCUCAAAUGCAAAGGAGGAAGAAGAAGGAGAAGAAGUGGGAGAUGAUUCUUUGAGCAGCGUGGAGGAAGUUGUGAAGAAAAUGAAACCCAUGGAGAGAGCUGUUUUAGGGUUUAAGUGCAAACAGAUCAUUGAUGCGGGGAGGAUGAAGUGGGUUAAGAAACAUGGUUUAGUUUCGAAGCUAGUGAAAUAUAUCCCGGCAAGCAUCUCGCCGGAAAAUACUUUACUGGUCGCCGGAAAACCCUCUCCGUCGUUUGCUUGA